AUGGCCAGAAAAAAGGCCUCUGCCGCGGCAGAUCCUAGAGUAACACGCUCUGCUGCUGUUGGUCAAGCACCUGUGCUGAGGUUCCGGCCUCAUGAAGGCUCAACGUCAGUUAUUCAGCCUAGAACGGCAUGGCCUCGAUCCCACCAAGAUGCAGACCGCAUCAAAGUAUCGGAUUUCCCCUAUAAUUGGCCCCGGGAAAGCACUGUUAUCGACAGUUUGACAGCCGCGUUUCAAAUUGUCGAGAAAGAAAUAGCACCCCUUCUUGCCGAUGAGCUGGCCAAUUUCGUGAUUGUGAACCUGAGAGACGAACUGAGGCAGGGAUUCGACAAGGUUUCAACUCCUCGAGACCAUCGUUUCUAUGAUGUUCUUGCAAGUGAGGACAGAGUUACUAAAGGCCUUAACUACGCUUUCUGGUUUUACAUGGCGGCCUGGUGGGGGCCAGGCCAUCCUGACCUAGGGGCCAUCCGAAACGACAUGUCGGCGCUUUGGGGUGUAGAGUUCCCGACUGAUGCGAUAUUUUACCCGUCCAAGAUCAGCGACAAGAACCAGAAGAAGCUCUACGCUGGAAUCAAUCUAUCCCUUGAGCCUGAAGGACCGGGACUUCCCAAAGGACGAACCAUAUCUCGACCACGAGCGGCAUCUCAUGCGGAAGCUUCCACUCAGCCUGAAGCAACAUCGCAAGCACAAGUUUUAUCUCGAUCAGUCAUUCAACCUACAGACAUCCAAAUGAAAGCUCGACAGCGAGAAAUCGUCGAUGCGAUCGAAAACAAUCCUGUAGGGAGUGUUCUUGGAAAAUUCGCAGCCAGCCUCAACCCCACGUGCCGAAACGCCAGAGAUGUAGGAAGGCUUCAAACUAAUCUCGAAGUUACAAGAAAAGAACUCCAAGAUGCCAAGGGAACGGUUGCUUUCCUCGAAGAAAGCCUUGAGAGCCUCCAGGACACCCACCACGCGACCCAAGCCUCACUCGAACAAGUCCAAUUCAAAGUAAAUGAUCUCGAGAGCGACUUGGAACAUGUCCAGAAGAACAGCCAUCAGCUGGAUAACCAAAACACCCAGCUCACUGAACGCCUGGACAAGUUGCAAGGAGAUCUGAAAAGGGCCAACAAACAUGCCAACGACUUGGAAGUCAAACUGAGCAAAGCAGAUGACCGCAUGGAUGCUUUGGAAGCAAAGCUGGAAGCGGCUAACGAGCGGGCUAAGAAGGGUAUUGAAAUGAGUGCAUUUAACCAUGCUCUGAUUGAGCCUCUGCUCAAUGAGAAUUCUGCCGAGGAAGAGGAUGGCGAGAUUUGA
Messenger RNA from Fusarium sp. VM40, 1290 nucleotides. NCBI's taxonomy places the organism in Eukaryota, Fungi, Ascomycota, Sordariomycetes, Hypocreales, Nectriaceae. The record is from the annotation of a GenBank genome assembly.